AUGGACCACACUUCCCGGCGUCCUGCGCGCCGCUGGCCCCGCCUCUUCCGGCGCUCUGCUCCACUCAGCGCUGCCGCCGGCCCCGCCUCUUCCGGCGCUCUGCUCCACUCAGCGCUGCCGCCGGCGGUGAGUGGCACUUGUGGACACGUCAGCUGUACGGUGAGGAUGGCGGUGCCGGGCUGGGAGCGGGCGGCGCGGCUGCUGGUCUGCGCCUUGGGGAUCGCCCUCUCCGUCUACGCCUAUCAUGUGGAGACCUCCCGGGGGAAGGACGCCGAGUACCGGGCGCUGUGCGACAUCAACCCGUCCAUCAGCUGCUCCAAGGUCUUCACCUCCAGGUGGGGUCGUGGAUUUGGAUUGGUGGAGAACAUUUUGGGGGCGCAGUCUCUGCUCAAUCAGCCCAACAGCGUGUUCGGGGUCGUGUUCUACGCGCUGCAGAUUCUGCUGGGGUUUUCUGGAUUGGUGGUGGCGACAGUCACUCUGCUGGUGACCUCACUGGUGUCAAUCGCUGGCUCGCUGUACCUGGCCUACGUCCUCUUCUACAUCCUGGAGGACUUCUGCGUCAUCUGCAUCACCACCUACGUCCUAAACUUCAUCCUCCUACUGCUCAACGUCAAGAGGCUGCGAUGGCUGACAACGAGCUCUUCAAGGAAGAGAAAGAAGAACAAGAAGAAGAAAAACUGAGGACCACACCCCCCUGCGACAUUUCCUGCGUUAUAUCACCGAUAGGACACGGACCAUGAGCGGCGCACUGCUAGGCUUGGGCGCUCCACUGCAGUGUUACCUUUCUGUUUUACGUUCAGGUGUUUUUAUGAUUUUAUUUAGUCUGGCGCCAGUUUUAGCUCGUCUGUUGCAGAUCAUGUGACUAUGGUGAUUACACGUCAUCGAAAGGCGGAGGCGCCAAUAAAAGAUAAGCUGUGACGUCUGGGAAUAAAUGAUCGUUUGUGCCAAACCUCAGACUGUGCCGCUGGAUCGGAAGAAGUUCAAACCAUCAAAGUUCUCAGGGAAUAAAAUGUGCAGAUGUAACAGUUACGCAGUUGUUCCGGUCACCUCGGACCCUCCAGCUGUGUGACCGACACUUCAGGGUCCAGCCGUCAGAACAAUAGAAGACGAUCGCUUCGCGGUGACCACCACUUCUGAGGGUCUGACUGCGAGCAGCUUCAUGUGAAGCUUCCAUCAUUCCAUUUCCUAUGGGAUUUUAUAAUAAAGGGAAUGUUUUUCAGUA
Bufo gargarizans (Asiatic toad) is the source of this 1222-nucleotide messenger RNA. Its product is annotated as vitamin K epoxide reductase complex subunit 1-like protein 1. Bases 1 to 681 code for a protein of 226 amino acids. The record is from RefSeq and is a predicted model, not a curated record. NCBI's taxonomy places the organism in Eukaryota, Metazoa, Chordata, Amphibia, Anura, Bufonidae. Gene Ontology annotation, biological process: peptidyl-glutamic acid carboxylation; vitamin K metabolic process. Gene Ontology annotation, molecular function: vitamin-K-epoxide reductase (warfarin-sensitive) activity. The transcript is spliced from 3 exons.